AUGUUGCUUGUUUCAGUCUGUAACUCUGUCAUUAUUGGUCAAAAUUUGCUAAAUUUGGUUCCCUUAGAAAGCUCUAUCCUCUCUGAUUUUGCUUAUUACCAUAUUAAUAGUUUAAAAGGAAAAGAAAGCAUCCCCUUAAGGGCCUCUGAGGGACUAUGUCUCCUCAAUUUUGAGCAUAACAAUACUAUAUCUGAAACAUCAGGCAUAUUUAAUGCUAACCUGCGUGGCAGGCGUUAA
Molecule: messenger RNA, 237 nt
Organism: Porites evermanni
Lineage: Eukaryota; Metazoa; Cnidaria; Anthozoa; Scleractinia; Poritidae
Source: the annotation of a GenBank genome assembly